UCAUCGUCAGUGUCCUCUUCAAAAAAAGGGGGCUAUGAAAUGAAUUUUAAUCAAGAUUUUACUUCCAUUUCGGUCCUGAGCAAUGAUGGUUUUCGCCUGUAUUCGAUCAAUGCAAGCGAUAAAAUCGACGAGAUUUUCGCCAAAGAAAAUUCCGAACAAAUACGAAUUGUGGAGAGGCUCUUCAAUAGUUCGCUGGUAGUGCUGGUCACUCAACAAAAACCGAAUUGUUUGAAAAUGUUACAUUUCAAAAAGAAACAGGAUAUUUGUAAUUGUGUCUAUCCAUCGGAUAUUCUAUGCGUUCGUAUGAAUCGUUAUCGCCUCGUCGUGUGCCUGGCCGAAAGUAUCCACAUUCAUGAUAUUCGUGAUAUGAAAAUUUUACAUUCCAUUGAAAAUAUUGCUCCGAAUGAAUUGGGUCUAUGUUCGCUGUCGUUAAAUUCCCAUUUGGCAUUUCCGAUUUGUACGACCAGUGGAGAGUUGAGAAUUUUCAAUGCCAAUAAACUGAAAACGGGACUGACAAUUAAGGCUCAUGAUACGGCCCUUUCGGCUAUGGCAUUUUCGCCAAGUGGGACUCUGUUGGCCACUGCCUCGGAACGAGGAACUGUGAUAAGGGUAUUUUGUGUUAAGAAUGGUCAAAAGGUCCAGGAAUUUAGGAGAGGUGUGAAACGAUGUGUUCGCAUUGCCUCGUUGGUCUUUUCGACCACAGGGGAUUUUUUGUGUGCCUCAUCGAAUACGGAGACCGUGCACAUUUUUAAGAUUGACACAAAGGCCGUGGAGGCGGCAGAAAGGAAGGCUUCGAUAGAUGACUCCAAAAAAUCCCCGCAACAAACACCUGCCCCUGUACCGAAUUCCGCCACAAACCAAACCUCCAGCAACUCCUGGUCCAUGAGCGGUUAUCUAUCCAAGGCUAUGUCUUCAUAUUUAAUACCCUCACAAAUUGGCGAUGUGUUAAGUCAAGAUCGGGCUUUUGCCACAGCGGUAUUGGGUCAACCGGGACUCAAACAUGUCUGUGGUUUGGCACGCAUACAAAAGGAGUUACGGCUCCUAUUGGCCUGUGAAGAUGGUUUCCUAUAUAUUCACGAAUUCAAUAGCGAAAAGGGUGGUCCUUGUAAGCUAUUGCAGGUUCAUGAUUUACGCUACACUUUGGAGGGUGUGAUUGAACUCAAUCUCUCCGAUAGCAUGGAUAAAAUUUCCUUUUCGGGAAAUUUACCCUCAACACCAACUAGCAAUCCUUCGGCAGGAUUCUCAGCAUCGGAUGCAUCGGUAUCACCUGCCAUCGAUACAUCACCACAUUCCAAGGAUUCGGCCUCCUCAUCGCCGCAUAGCAAAUCAAGUUCUAUGAGCAGUGUUAGUGUUAUCAUUGAAAAUCCGGAUCCUUCAACAGAUAAUUCAUAUGCCAGCAUAUUAAAGGGUACCGAACCCGGGCUGAAUACUCUUACAGAUUCGGCGAAAUUUCGAAAACUUUGUGAUGCCAUUGACACGCCCACUAAAUUGUACGAUGAACGACAAUUCCCCCCAGUGGCCAUAGCGGCCAAAGAUUGACAGAAAUCCGGAAUGACAACAACUAACCAUACAAC
Molecule: messenger RNA, 1574 nt
Organism: Musca vetustissima
Lineage: Eukaryota; Metazoa; Arthropoda; Insecta; Diptera; Muscidae
Product: WD repeat domain phosphoinositide-interacting protein 2
Exons: 6
Coding region: 40-1539 (499 amino acids)
Biological process (GO): autophagy of mitochondrion; protein localization to phagophore assembly site; nucleophagy
Cellular component (GO): extrinsic component of membrane; cytosol; phagophore assembly site membrane
Molecular function (GO): phosphatidylinositol-3,5-bisphosphate binding; phosphatidylinositol-3-phosphate binding; protein binding
Source: RefSeq, a predicted model, not a curated record